GCAAGGCGAAGGGCAAUUGAACUGCCGGUAUAACGGAGCGCGACAGAAUAGCUCCAUUCACCACAACACCGUCCUGUGAGCAAACCCGAUUAUUUCUAUCCCUGCUCUAUGGCUUCAUUAGGUGCAGCUGCUGAACCAGAGAGGAAUCUUUUUGGCAAGGACGAAGCUGAGGCCUAUGAGAGUCCUGAGGGGCGGAGAAGUGGACGGAAGAAGCGGACCAAGAUUGUACCAGUAUGGGAGAACAAGCCAUGUGGAUCUUCACGUAGCCUGGUCAGGAGAAUUGGGUCUCAUCUGCCACUGAAGCCAUGCACUCGAGCCUGCUUUGAGGCUCUACCAUCUGCUUCUAACUUGUAUUUUACUGAUACACCAAUGGUCCCAACACUAGCUGACAUUAAGUGGAUUGCUGCAGAUGAUGAUGAGACAUACGCAAGAGUGAGGAGUGACACAAGACCCCUGAAACAUAAAUGGAGGCCAAGCCCACUUUUAGUGAUGCAGAGAAAUUCUUCUGUCCCCAAUCUGAAAAUGAAAGAAGAAAAAAUGUUUUGUUUAAAGAAACCUGGCUUGUCCUUGAACAGGUCUUCAGACAUACAAGAGGAGCUUAGCAUUCUGAGAAGUCAGAUAGCAAGAAUUGUUGCUGGUGAUUCAGUUUCCUCCUGCUUGGGAUCGGAUUCCAUACCUGUAAAUGUGGACCUGGAAGCCUCUCUUCCUGACUAUGGCCCCUCCUAUCAAUCCACCACCUCAUUUGUAAUUAGUGAUAUCACAGAAGAAGAUGAGUUGGAUGUAUCUGAAUACUCUUCUGCUUCACUAGUUGAUUCAACCAUAAGCCUGCAGCGCCAAAUAGAAACCAAUAUGUCGGAUGAUGACGAAGACUCAAUGUGCCUAUCAAAAUCCAAUAGUUUUGCAGACAUGAUGGGAAUUUUGAAGGAUAUCCACAAGAUGAAACUAAAUAGAGAUUGGUCAAACAGAAACCAGUGUUUACACAAAGAGGAAGAUCCAGUGAAUCUUAUAUCAGAAGUUUUAAGGCAAAAAUUUGCACUUUGUGAUCCUGAUAAUGUUAACAAUGAAUGAUUAACCAAGUACUUUAACUUAUUAUGUAGUAAUAACAUGUAAAGUUCAGAUAUUUUGUUAAGAAAAUAGCCAAUGGGCACAAAAACA
This is a messenger RNA of Xenopus laevis (African clawed frog), 1155 nucleotides long. It is a transcript of the gene mtfr1l.L, whose product is annotated as mitochondrial fission regulator 1-like L homeolog. Gene Ontology annotation, biological process: aerobic respiration; mitochondrial fission. Gene Ontology annotation, cellular component: mitochondrial outer membrane; mitochondrion. The record is from RefSeq and is marked provisional. NCBI's taxonomy places the organism in Eukaryota, Metazoa, Chordata, Amphibia, Anura, Pipidae. The transcript is spliced from 6 exons. The coding region runs from base 109 to 1068 and encodes 319 amino acids.